Molecule: messenger RNA, 3730 nt
Organism: Xiphias gladius (swordfish)
Lineage: Eukaryota; Metazoa; Chordata; Actinopteri; Istiophoriformes; Xiphiidae
Gene: prkcda
Product: protein kinase C, delta a
Exons: 19
Coding region: 788-2842 (684 amino acids)
Biological process (GO): protein phosphorylation
Molecular function (GO): diacylglycerol-dependent serine/threonine kinase activity; ATP binding
Source: RefSeq, a predicted model, not a curated record
UGUAGAAACGUAACGUAACUCGUUUAACCGUAACUGUUGGCGCUAACGUUAGCGAAUGAUUUACAAUCAAACAGUAACACCAUGUCUGAGAGUUUCAUAUGGCAAUUAAAAACAUAAUUGUCACUACCUAGCUACUCGGAUUUGUAAUAAUUACUCUAACCAACUUUUUUAAAUGCUGUUGCCUCAUUUUUAAGGAAACUAAACUGAAAUGGUGCGACGGAAUCUGUAUCCUGUCACAUUUUAUGGUUCUGCGGGGUCAAAAAAAAAAAAAGACUGACUUUUUGGCCAAAUAUUGACAGGUGAUGUGUUAGGACUGUACUGGCCACCACAUUAUGCUACGACAGCUGUCAAAAUGUUUGACCCUAUUUAAAUACGAGGGGGGGGGGGGCGCUAUUCGUGGGUAACAGCUACGAAUGUACCGUUAGCAACAGUAUGUGGCAAUGGCCGCAUUAUGGAAUUCCAGUUCAGGUCACCGAAUCUCACGAUGUAAGACCGGACGUGAGGAGCUUGUUUUUUUUUUGUUUUUUUUUGUUUUUUAAGGGUUACAUUUGUCAUAAAAAGAGGCUGGUCGCAAACUGUCGUCAGAGUAGGACGUGAAGUGUCAUCUGCUGUUCAGCCAACUGACAAUCAACCACAUCCUUCAUAGUGCAAAUUCACUGACUGCUUCUCAGGGCGGUUAUCUGGUUAUCUGGAAAUGAUUCAUGCUCACUGUUAGAUCAGGUACAUGUGAGGACAUAUUGCUUCCAUCACGGGAAGUGUGACAAAGGCGACCCUGGUACUUGUCACCAUGGCUCCUUUCUUGAGGAUCACCUUUAACUCGUACGACUUGGGUGUCCUGCCACCAUUGGCGGACCCGCCCUUCUGUGCAAUCAAGAUGAAGGAGGCCUUGACAACUGAACGAGGUAAGACCCUGGUUCAGCGGAAACCCACCAUGUACCCGGCUUGGAAGGCCAGUUUUGAUGCACACAUCUAUGAGGGUCGUGUGCUCGAGGUAUUGCUGAUGAAGACAGCGGAGGAGCCUCUGGCUGAGGUCACUGUUGGUGUGUCCGUCCUUGCUGAGCGAUGCAAGAAGGCCAACGGGCGCACUGAAUUCUGGGUGGACCUCCAUCCUUCUGGGAAAGUGAUGAUGGCAGUGCAGUAUUUUCUGGAGGGAGUGGAUGCAGAGAGUAAGCAGGCAGCGAAGGAGGAAGAGGCUCCUACUCUCAACCGCAGGCGGGGGGCCAUCAAACAGGCCAAGAUCCACUUCAUAAAGAACCAUGAGUUCAUCGCCACGUUCUUCAGACAGCCCACUUUCUGCUCCGUGUGCAGAGAGUUUGUCUGGGGACUCAACAAGCAAGGCUAUAAAUGCAGACAAUGCAAUGCAGCCAUCCACAAGAAAUGCAUAGACAAAAUCAUCGGCAGAUGUACUGGUACUGCUGCCAACAGUCGGGAUACGGUGUUCCAGAAGGAACGCUUUAAAAUUGACAUGCCGCACCGUUUCAAGAGCAACAACUACAUGAGUCCCACCUUCUGCGACCACUGUGGAAGUCUGCUGUGGGGUCUUGUCAAACAAGGCCUCAAGUGUGAAGAUUGUGCCAUGAAUGUCCAUCACAAGUGUCAGGAUAAAGUAGCCAACCUUUGUGGUAUCAACCAGAAGCUUCUAGCUGAAGCACUUACACAAGUCAGCCAGAAAUCGUCCACCCGCCGUUCAGAUCCAAACCUGCCUAAUCUGCCUGAUAUUGGAAUCUAUGAUGAAGUUAACAAACUUGCUGGACUGGAGAUCAAUGAUGGAUCUCCUUAUGGCAGACUGUGGGAGGGAUCCAGCCCACGGCCUCAGUCUCGAAUUACCCAUCUGACCCGCAUCAACGUGGACAACUUCAUCUUCCACAAGGUCUUGGGAAAAGGCAGCUUUGGCAAGGUUCUCCUAGCAGAGCUGAAGGGUCGUGGAGAAUACUUUGCGGUGAAGGCUCUGAAGAAAGAUGUAGUGCUGAUGGAUGAUGACGUGGAGUGCACUAUGGUGGAGAAGAGAGUCUUGGCUUUAGCCUGGGAAAACCCCUUCCUCACGCACCUUUACUCCACCUUCCAGACCAAGGAGCAUCUGUUCUUUGUGAUGGAGUAUCUGAACGGAGGAGACUUGAUGUUUCAUAUUCAAGAGAAAGGGCGCUUUGAACUCUACAGAGCCACGUUCUACUCGGCUGAGAUCAUUUGUGGUCUUCAGUUUUUACAUUCCAAAGGGAUCAUCUACAGAGAUCUUAAGUUAGACAAUGUGAUGCUGGAUCAAGAGGGACACAUAAAGAUCGCUGACUUCGGGAUGUGCAAGGAGAACGUGUUCGGAGAGAAUCGUGCAACGACUUUCUGCGGUACUCCUGACUACAUCGCGCCAGAGAUCCUGCUGGGACAGAAAUACUCAUUCUCAGUUGACUGGUGGUCAUUUGGUGUGUUGCUGUAUGAGAUGCUCGUUGGCCAGUCGCCUUUCCAUGGAGAUGAUGAGGACGAGUUGUUUGAGUCCAUUCGCAUGGAUACUCCCCACUAUCCUCGCUGGAUCAACAAGGAGGCCAAAGACCUGCUUGAGCGGCUGUUCGAGAGAGACCCCACUCGCAGGCUAGGAAUCGUGGGUAACAUCUGUUUACACCCCUUCUUCAAGACCAUUAACUGGCAGGCCUUGGAGAGGAGGGAGGUUGAACCCCCCUUCAAACCCAAAGUGAAAGCACCAAAUGAUUGCAGCAACUUUGAUCGGGAGUUCCUCAGUGAGAAGCCUCGUCUCUCCUACAGCGAUAAGAACUUCAUAGACUCCAUGGACCAGGCGGCAUUCGCUGGUUUUUCAUUCAUCAACCCCAAGAUGGAGCACCUUUUAGAAAAGUGACUGUUUUAACAACAGUCAGACUCGGGUCCAACCCUACUGUUUAGGGGACAGUUCACUUAUUCUGUCGCAGAUGAAUGAGCUGUUCCACAAUCAGAAUUUGUGGGACCUUAUUUUAAGCACAAACAAUUCUCCUUGGGUACGUUUAGAAAUGAUAAGAGCAGAAAUGAGCCCCUGUACUGUAUAUAUUGAUGUUAUUGUAUUUGUGUGCAUGCUUAUUAUUUGUCUAGUAUGUGAAGGCCUGUAUGAGUAAUAAUAUUAGGGCGGGAGGCUGAAAAUCCCUUCAUUUCCCUUGAUGUCUCUGCUACUAUCUGCAGCCAUUCUGUGUCCCUUUCGAUAACGUUCAGUUCAACCCAACUGGGAUUGAAAAUUUAUGAAAAGGGAAAGAAACCCAUAGGAAUAAAUUGUACUGUGUACUUCAAAUGUACAUUGUUUGUGUAAAUGAGGUGACUGCAUGUAAAGAAAUCUCAGACCAACAAAAACCUAUUCAUGUUUAAAUAUAGUUUAAUAACGAAUGUUAUUUGUCUUUGAAACAUCUGAUUUCUUGCCUUUGACUUGAUAGAUCAUGUCUUGCUGACAAAGAAGAACUUGUGGUUGUCUGGUUGACUAAACAGUGCCAUGUUAAGAUCAAAUUUAAAUAGAGCUACACCUGGUCUCAGCUAUAUGUCAAGGUCGCAUCUGUGGACAGAGGCAGAUUGGGUGCAGCCAGGGUUGCAAAAAUUCAGUUAUGGUACGUGACUGUAAACAGUGAGUGGGAAGUCACUGAAAUGCUGUAUAUAGAUAAGGUAUAUGUACAGUAUAUUGUUGCAACAUGUAUAUUGGUUCACUAAGGAUGUACUUUUUUUACUGUCUCCAUCUUUUACAUCUGAUUAAAAAACCAUCAACUCCAAA